Ipomoea triloba (trilobed morning glory) is the source of this 1868-nucleotide messenger RNA. RefSeq names its product serine/threonine-protein kinase AtPK2/AtPK19-like. Gene Ontology annotation, molecular function: ATP binding; protein serine/threonine kinase activity. Gene Ontology annotation, biological process: protein phosphorylation. NCBI's taxonomy places the organism in Eukaryota, Viridiplantae, Streptophyta, Magnoliopsida, Solanales, Convolvulaceae. The coding region runs from base 429 to 1868 and encodes 479 amino acids. The record is from RefSeq and is a predicted model, not a curated record. The transcript is spliced from 7 exons.
GCAAUUCAACUUUGGAAACUUUAGAAAGUAAAAAAUGGGAGGGUAAUUUGAAUCCAAGGGGCAUCAUUCUCCUAUUUGUAAUCUGGGUCGAUUACCCAUGGCUUAAAAACUCAGUAGGAAAUUCGGAAGUUCUGCUUGUCUGAUUUAAAGGGUUUGAUUUCCGUAUCUUGAUGAAUUCAAGCAUUACUGUGGCAUCUGUGGUUUCCUCUAAAGUGGGAAACAAGACUGACUUCUUUUUCUGGGUUCUCGCUUGCUUGCUAUCGAAAGGCUUUAAGACCCAUACUCUCCACGUGGACCUGUAUUUGAUUACGGGAAUUGAAAGGAUAUCAUUGGUUGUUCUAACUUUUGAACCAUUUAGAAAGACUAAGGUGUAGUGCUUCUUGGUAUCUGGCCAUCUGCAUCCUUGAUCAGUAUUGUUAUUUGCAAGCAUGGUUUCUUCUCAGCUCCCUUCUGUGGCAAAAUCUUACAUGCCAAAAUCCUUCAGGAAUGAUUUCCUUCCACCCCUUAGUUCUCCUGAUGUUCCCGCAGAGCAGGUUGAGUUGGACUUUUCUGAUGUUUUCGGUCCUCUUCCAGUUCAAGCUUUAAAUGAACCUAGUAAUGGGAUAUCUGAAGGUACUACGCCACCAGCUAACAUGAGCGAGCUUGUGUAUGAUGAUCCUGAGGUUAUCUGCAAUCGAUCACAUUCCUUGGUUGGUCCUUCGUCAUUUGUAAGUCAAUCUUUGAAGCUUGGCAGGCUCACCCUUCAUGAAACAGAAGAUUCGGUUGAACUGAUAGAGAGUUUAAUUGGCGAAACAAUUAAAGAAGAUCAGGAACUCAAUGAUUCAAUUGCUCAGGAGCCUGAUAACAUUCUCAUGACAGAUCGGACAAUUGGCCUUGAAGAUUUUGAAGUCAUGAAAGUUGUCGGGCAGGGUGCUUUUGGAAAAGUCUUUCAAGUGAAAAAGAAGGGAACAUCAGAAGUUUAUGCAAUGAAGGUCAUGAGGAAGGACAAGAUUAUGGAGAAGAACCAUGCUGAAUAUAUGAAAGCAGAGAGGGAUAUCUUGACAAAGAUGGAUCACCCCUUUGUUGUCCAGCUUAGAUAUUCGUUUCAGACAAAAUAUAGACUUUACCUUGUGCUGGACUUCAUUAAUGGUGGACACCUAUUCUUUCAGCUUUACCGUCAAGGCCUUUUCAGAGAGGAUCUUGCGCGUAUAUAUACAGCAGAAAUUGUAUCAGCAGUGUCUCACCUUCAUGGAAAUGGCAUAAUGCACAGGGAUCUCAAACCAGAAAACAUCCUACUGGAUGAAGAUGGCCAUGCCAUGCUAACGGACUUUGGACUAGCAAAGGAAUUUGAGAAGGAUACGAGGUCAAACUCCAUGUGUGGAACAGUAGAGUAUAUGGCACCUGAAAUCAUUCUUGGGAAAGGCCAUGAUAAGGCUGCAGAUUGGUGGAGCGUAGGAAUUCUGUUGUUUGAGAUGCUUACUGGAAAGCCUCCUUUUAUUGGCAACAGAGAGAAAGUUCAGCAGAAAAUAAUUAAGGAGAAACUCAAGCUGCCAUCGUUUUUGACUAGCGAGGCACAUUCUCUACUGAAAGGGCUAUUGUCAAAGGACCCCAGUAAACGCCUGGGCAGUGGGCCGAAGGGAGGCGACGAAAUAAAGGGGCAUAAAUGGUUCAGGCCGAUCAACUGGAGGAGAUUGGAGGCCCGGGAAGUACAGCCUAGUUUUCGUCCCGAAGUUGCUGGGAAGCACUGCAUCGCCAACUUUGACAAGUGCUGGACCGAUAUGCCUCUGCAGGACUCUCCGGUUUCCAGCCCUAAUGGCGAUCACUUUCAGGGAUUCACCUACGUGAGACCCGCGGCCUCCUUCCUUCAAAGGAGUAGCCCUUUCUGCUAA